Messenger RNA from Rattus norvegicus (Norway rat), 7745 nucleotides. The record is from RefSeq and is a predicted model, not a curated record. NCBI's taxonomy places the organism in Eukaryota, Metazoa, Chordata, Mammalia, Rodentia, Muridae.
GGGCGCAAUUACGAUCUCACAGCACAGCUGAAGGGACUGAGUCACCUCCAGGUGGUAUGCAGUAGAGAGACAGCACGCCAGGGUAAUGUUGACUCUGAGGUCCCAGCUCUGGUGGGAGACGUGAGAGGGAUUCUUCACCUGGGCUGUGGGCUGGUCACCCAUGAUGAUGAGCGCUGUUUAAAUGUCCACCCAUACAUCUCUCCCCGCCCUUGACUGUUGGACCAAACCUGGGUUUAAGAAGACUGCUUCUCUGCAGAUUUCCCAAGGAAGAUACAUAUAGAGAGGUGGCCUAUUUUAACCCUAAUAUGGGAAAACUCACUUACUUUAGGCUCACUUACUCUCUCCCCUACCUCUCCCACUUUUUUCUGAAGGUGGGUGCAGUGAACUUUAUUGAUGGUAUUGAAAGAGUAGGGCUCCCUGGGCCCCUCCUGUUAUUCUGGGGGUCUGGGAUGGUAACUGUGAGGGAGAUGCUCAGUGUUGAGGGAUGAGUUGGGAUUGGGAUUCCUCAGUGCCCUACAGCCUUUCUCUUGUUCUCAUGUCCUCGCUGGGGUGGGUGGUCCAGGGAUUCUUACUCCUUGGAGGCCACGUAGGCCGUGAGGUCCACCACUCUGCUGCUGUAGCCGUAUUCAUUGUCAUACCAGGAAAUGAGCUUUACAAAGGUGUCAUUGAGAGCAAUGCCAGUCCCAGCAUCGAAGGUGGAAGAGUGGGAGCUGCUGUUGAAGUUGCAGGAGACAACCUGAUCCUCAGUGUAACUCAAGAUGCCCUUUAGUGGGCCCUCAGAUGUCUGCUUCGCUAUCUUCUUGAUGUCUUCAUACUUGGCAGCCUUCUUCAGGUGACAGAUCCAUUCCAUGACAGAUAUACUGAGGGUAGGAACAUGGAAGACCAUGUCAAAUGAGCUUCCCAUUCACCUCUGGGAUGACCUUGCCCAUAGCCUUGGCAGCACCAGUGGAUACAUGGAUGAUGUUCUGGGCUACUCCAUGGCCAUCACACCACAGUUUUCCAGAGGGGUCGUCCACAGUCUUCUGAGUGGCAGUGAUGGCAUGGACUAUGAUCUUGGGCCCUUCCAUGAUGGCAAAGUUGUCAUGGAUGACCUCGGCCAGGGGGGCAGUUGGUGGUACAGGGAGCACUGUGACAGUCUUGAGUGAGUUGUCAUACAUUUCGUGGUUCACAUCCAUCGCAAGCACUGGGGCAUCAUGGGCAGAAUGGGCAGAGAUGCUAACCUUUUUGGCCCCACCCUUCAAGUGGCUCCAAGAUAGUGAAGAUACUGGUAGACUCCAUGCAUACUCGGCACCAGCACCACCCCAUUUGAUGUUAGCAGGAUGUCACUCCUGGAAGAUGGGUUUGGCCUUCCCAAUGACGGCAUUCUCAGCCUUGACUGUGCUGUUGAACUUGCCAUGGGUAGAGCCACACUGGAGCAUGUAGACCAGGUAGGCCAUGUAGUUGAGGUCAGUGAUGCAGUCAGAUUCACUUUGCCAGGUAAGAAGGCAGCCCUUCUAAUCAGUUGCCUGAUAUGGCCAAAUCCUUUCACCCCGACCUUUACCAUGUGUCUAAGGGCCAAGGCUGGCACUGCACAAGAAGACGUGGCUGUCUCUGAAACAGGAAGGAGCAGAGAGCCUCUUUCCCACUUCUGUUCUCUCUUCACUCUUCAGGAGGGGGAUUUUUUUUUCCUGAUCCCUUGACCUCUGAGGUUAAUAUUUUCCCUGUCUCAGCCUGCACCUGGGGGUUCACAAUUUCAGAACAAUCCCGUUUCCAAGGUGGAACUUGAGGUGUAACAGUGGGCUUGAACACUUCCCAAUAGCCUGGCCCGCAUGACCACCCUUCCAUUCUGCCUCCUGUAAGAGUGCCUCCCCCUCAGGGUAGUUUGAGAUGCGGGCUGGCUCAGCGUGAACCUUUCAGAUGAAUUUUCACUUCUUUGGAAAAAUAAAGUGGGCACAAAAGAGAGACAGAUCUCUUGGGUUGCAUCCAAAUGAGAGGAAUUUGGAGAGUCGGCUUUGGCAGAAUCGCUCCUGGCUGGGUGCUGGGGAAACACAGCAAAGCAAAUAUGGUGUCUUCCCCCAUUCAUCCCACGUACCUGAUGUAGGCCUCCCACGGCCCGACAGUAUCAGGCUUCAAGCAGAUGAGGUUGGUGGUGGAAGUGGAGGCUAUGCCAGGAGGCUCUUAAGAUAGUGUUGCUUUAUGGGCUUCCAACCUCUGAGAUUUGGGGAUCAUAAUGAGUCUCAGCACAGUCUCCUCUCUUAUGGGGCAUCUACACUCACGAGUUCACUCUCAGAAAGUUUCCUUCCCUCUGAUUCUGCUCCUGCUCCUGUAAGUUGGCAUUAAUUCAACUGUUCAGCAGACAGAAAGGAGGUCAGUCACGCAGUUGGAGCAUGCCAAGGACCCCAAGGUUAAAAUACCCCACACAGGUAAGCUCCUCACAGCCUCACGAAGGUGUUACUGAGGCCCCCUGAAGAGACAUUCCCAACAGGGCCAGAUGCCAGCUUUGCCCCUGAUUCAGGGCAUUGUCUUGGAGAGGCAGCACUGCAUGUUUGGGCCAUGUCUCCUUAAAACUGAAGGGAAGCCCUAGUGAACUUUCUAGCUUCACUGUUUUGAUUGACUUUUUUCUUUUUAAAUCACUACUUUUGGAGGUCACAGAGCCAAGCAAUGCAUUCCCAGUCUCCCACUGGCUUUGCUGAUGCCCCUGAGUGUGAGUCUUGUCAGUACUGGUUGUCUAAGUUACUUCUCAGGGACUCUAAGACUGCUUUUGUCAAAGCUACAGGCUCACUACUAAAGCCCACAUAGGUACCCAGUGACUGAUCUCUUGGUGUCAGAGGGCCAAACCCACCCACUAUUUCUUAAGCCUUCCUCCCAUAAGGGGCCACGAGGCUGGAUCACACACAGGCAGAUCAUGGCUCAUUUCACCCAGUCACCUCUCCCUGCACCUCAGGCCACUCCUCCCCAUAACCACCGUGUGAACAUACUCUCCAUUACAAAACUCACAGUUUCAGUGGUUAUCCUAUUCUGCAGCAGGAGAAACAGGGCUGGCUCAGUAACCACCCCUCUGCUGAAGCAGCUUCCACCAUAGCAGCCAGCUCCCAGGCACCCUGACCUGUCCCCUCUCACACCCCUACCCUCUCACCUUCCUCGUGGUUCCGCCCUUCUUGCCUGCUCCACUGUCUCUGAGCACUUCACACCAGGACUUGGCAAAGGUGGGAGGACGGAGAGAGGUGGAGAACGGAAGGAAAAGGAGGUGGGGGCUGGGCCAGGAAGCCAGUGUAUCAAUUUGAUAUUUGAUAAUCCAAUCAGGGGUACUUCUAGUGCCCACCUCCCCACCCCCACCUCCAAAUUAAAGGCUAUAGAUUCUCCUAGAAGCUCCACACACUCUCCUAGUUUGGUGGGCACCAAGACUGUCACUGGAGAGUAAGUGAUGGAGGCUCACAAAGAUGGCAGGAGGCCACCCUCCAUCGAGGGCUGUCCUGUGAGAAGUCCUUCCUCAUACUAAGUGUGACCCUUUUUCCUGUGCUCACUAGGAGCUUCUACUUGCUUUUUAUUGCUUCACAGAGCACUAACAUCCAUCCGUCCUCUCUGCAGCUGUCCCUGAUGUGUUGGAAAGCAUCAAUACUUCCCCUUCUUCCUGGCCCUGGAACCCAGUCUCCAACAUUCCCUCCCCUAGCUCUACUAUUCCUCAAGACUUCAGCCAUUACCCACCCCACCCCAGUCUUACAUUAACACAUGCCCACGAAGCGUUAUCUGCUAUUGUCAAGGUCACUGUGACCUCUAAGUGGUCAUAUCAGUGCCACCUUCCCUUCUUCCUUGACCCCACUGGCACUGGGUGGAGCUGUCCCUUGUGUCCUGAAAAGGCCCUUGGUCCCUGGGCUCCACAUCCUGGUUUGUCCUCGUUCCUGCAUACCGUUCUUCUCAGUCUAACCUCAGGCCUGUCUUUCCCCCUCCCCACCUCUAAGAGCUCAUGGGGUGUCUCUGUCCAUCGACUCUGGAUCGUGUGUUUUGUCCUGUGCAUCCCAUUUGUACCUGACUCUUACCUGCUGCCUCUCACCCUCUGAUGGCUGAGGGUCACAGAGAACACUCCUUGGCCAUUCUCCUUACCAUUCAUACCCAAGUCAUUGGGUGGCUCCAUCACACCACUCCGUAGACUUUGUUCAUCCAAAUACUGAAUCUUAGCACUCCCCUCAGGGUCCAUCUCUGCACUACUGCUCAGGUUUCUCUCCCCUACCCCUUGCUUUCAACCUCUUGGUGCCAUGCGCCAUCUCCUUACACUGCUGAGUUUCUUCUCCUCUCGGAACCCCCUUCUCAGCCAGUGUGAACUUUUAAAUCAAAUUAUGUUGUCCCCUGCCUAAAUGCUUUUCAAACUCCUGACCCAUGACCCAGCCCUUCUGAUGCUACCACCCUGUUCCAGUCAUCCUGGCUGCCGUCAUACCGCAGCUGGCUAGCUCUUGCUGUAUAAACUGGUCGCACAUCUGCCCAGGGCUGCAUCCCUCCCUCUGCUCACUGUCUGGAGACACCUUCACUAACCUGGUCGUCUCAGAGUCCCUCUAGUUUCCUACCUGCAUUGCUUCUGCAGCACUCAUUCUGCUAUGUUGAGAAGCACCUCGAGGGAGGAGCCUUGGCCUGGCUAGUUGAUCACUACUAAGGUAGAAAUAGCCUGACACGCAAGGGAGGCUCAACAAGCAUUCAGUGAGGAAGAGAUAAGCCUUCCUGACCCCUGAGGGGUACAGGCAGGCCACGAGGAAUCAUGUUUAAGUCAUUUCUAGGGGAGGUGGAGAUGUGCCCAGUGGGUGUUGGCACAGAGAGGGGAGGGCAGGAAGGUGGCCUGGAGAUGCUGACCAGGUAGAUCUCUGAAUGAAGUAAGUAGGAAAACAUCUCAGAGCCAGAGUCAGACACCAGGGAAACAGGCAGAGCGAAUUACAGCCUGUGCUGGGGCGGAGACCAGGGCCACUACCGAGGCAAAGAUCUGGAGGGAUAAAGGAGAAGGAGAUGACUUGGGUGCAGCUCUGGGCUUAGCACAAGGAGAUGGUGACCAAAGCCCAGUAGGGUCAGUGAGACCUCCAACCAGGGGCCAUGUUAAGCAGUCAGAGCUAAGCUGGACCUCAGGAAUGCUGUCAGGGUCCCCUGGACUGGCUUAGAAGAGGUUACCUUACAGGGACUGUGCUGGCCGCCAGGUCAAGGGCUGCAGCUGGGGAAGGGAUUAUGGGAUGGAGUCUCUGAAUUUGUUAUUGCUCCUUACCUACCCAGACCCCAACCAAGGGGAGCGGUGACAGUGCAGACUUUGCAAAGUGGUGUGGUAGAACAGACUGACCAUGGGGAUAUCCAGAACUAAUUCCAGAACAGCAAAAUGUAAGCUUUUAUUUAUUUAGUUUAUUCGUUUAUUAUUUUUGCAGUGUUAGGGUUUAAAUGUAGGACUUUGCCCAUGCUAAGCAACUACUCAACCAUCCACCUACACUCACAGCCUGCUUUUACCUUAAUUAAAAAAAAAAUAACAUUCAAGAUAGAUCCUUCCUAAGCGUCCCCAGCUGGCCUUGAAGUGACUCUAGCCCAUGUAGGCCUUGAACUUGUGGUCCUCCUGCUUCAGCCUCCCCCAGAGCUGGGUUUAUAAGUCUGUGCCACCAGGUCCAUGUCACUAAGCCUGCUGCCUGUUAAUAUUUAGACCUUUUAGCUCUGGUGACUCCUGGCAUAGGGAAACCACACCUCAGAGAGAACAGGUUAAGUCAAAGAUUGCUGAGCAGACAUGGAGGGCCCCCGGCAAUGCCUCCUCCCAGCAGUCACAGCCUUUGGCGGCUGGUGGUAGGGAGCCCUGAGUCCCUCUGCACCUAUCCGGGGGCACUUACAGCCCUGGUACUUGUCAGUCUGCAGCUCUCCGACUGCUUUCUGCUGAUGGGGCGUGUGCUCGCUCCAGACAGCAGCUGUUCUUGUGCUGGAAAUAGCACGGAUCUCGCUGAAGGGCUGUCGCCUUUGGGAGAGAAGGGGGCUGCUUAUUGACAAAGCCCCCAGGGAGCCGUCGCUGUCAGAGUUGGCGAGGGGCGACUGCUGAAGUGAUGGAGACCCUGGGGUUCUGGGCGCUUGGAAGCCUGAGCUUUCCUCUCUGUCGUACUUCGAAUUUUACAAGGAACCUUUAGAAUUUAACUCCACGAGAUGCCUGGAGCUGAGGCAGGAGAUCCUGGAGGUGAAGGUGCUGUCCAUGUUUGAACAGUUUGUUCUUCUUCUGGAACGUCUGUGAUGCUGUGAGAGAGAGAGGAGAGAUGAUCUGGGUCAACCCUUCAUCUUUAAGGUGGAGGUGCUCCGCACCUGUAUGGACAGUGGGUUUUUUUACACACGUGACUCCGUUUGCCCUCUCCAACAACCUCUGAGGGUGAAGCAGUCUGAACUGUUCGAAAGGUGGAAGAGCCUCCAGAUAUGCAAAUGGGCGAUGGACGCCUCGGAAGCCAGCCUCUUCAACAGGUCCACCUUGUCCAGGUGUUGCAAUGCCCCCAACUUUCUCUUCACCACCCAGAAGAACACCCCGGUUGAGACGAAUCUCAGGUAUGAGGUGGAGUCCAGUGGCUUGUAUCACAUCGACCAAGAGAUCUUCAAAAUGUUUCCCAAGGAAAUGCCCUACUACCGCUCUCAGUUUAAGAAGUGUGCUGUGGUGGGCAAUGGCGGCAUCUUGAAGAACAGCGGCUGCGGGAAGGAGAUCAACAGCGCUGACUUCGUCUUCCGGUGCAAUCUGCCCCCUAUCUCAGGGAUAUAUACCACAGAUGUGGGAGAGAAGACAGAUGUGGUCACCGUGAAUCCCAGCAUCAUAAUUGACAGGUUCCACAAGUUGGAGAAGUGGCGGCGGCCCUUCUUCAGCGUGCUGCAGAGGUACGAGAACGCCUCGGUGCUGCUGCCGGCCUUCUACAAUGUGCGCAACACCCUCGUGUCCUUCCGAGUCAAGUACAUGCUGGACGACUUCCAGUCGCGGCAGCCCGUCUACUUCUUCCAUCCUCAGUACCUGAGCAGCGUGUCGCGCUACUGGCUCAGCCUGGGCGUGCGCGCACGGCGCAUCAGCACCGGCCUCAUCCUGGUCACUGCGGCCCUGGAGCUCUGCGAGGAGGUGCACCUGUUCGGUUUCUGGGCCUUCCCCAUGAACCCCUCCGGCUUCUUCAUCACGCACCACUACUAUGACAAUGUCAAGCCCAAGCCCGGCUUUCAUGCUAUGCCCUCGGAGAUCUUCACCUUCCUGCGCAUGCACAGCCGCGGCAUCCUCCGCGUGCACACAGGCACCUGCAAUUGCUGCUGAAAAACAGGCCCACCACGGGUGUUUCAGCUCCUGUCCUCCUCCCCGAAGGAUCCCCUGUCCCUGCCAUUAUGGCUGUUGUCACUCCCUAAGGAUUUAGGGUUUGUGUUUGGGUCCUGGGGAGGGAGGCAGGGAGACAUUCAUUUAACAGGAUAGAGCACAGAUCCAGGUCUCAUUCAGACCUUUGGCUGCCCGAGUUUCAUACGGGGAACUCAGCCAUAAAGCACCAUCUUGAAACUCACGGCCUGGGUGCCAGCCCUUCCAGGGAACAAACAGUAUGAGUGUCCUAGUCACACCACCUGGCUGAGCUCAAAAGACUUCAGGGAUAUCUAAUCAAAACCCGUGUUAGCAUAUCCCCACGAGUCCAGGAGCUGAGAGCCAUGCCCUUUAAAACAGCUCUUGGACACACACAGCCUUGGUGCCUCUAGGUUCCAGCCUGCAUUUAACCUUUGACAAGAAGGAAAUAAACCAGACCAGCCAUUUGCACUAAGAUCUUCAA